Messenger RNA from Talaromyces atroroseus, 1485 nucleotides. RefSeq lists its product as hypothetical. The transcript is spliced from 2 exons. The record is from RefSeq and is a predicted model, not a curated record. The coding region runs from base 1 to 1485 and encodes 494 amino acids. Lineage: Eukaryota; Fungi; Ascomycota; Eurotiomycetes; Eurotiales; Trichocomaceae. Gene Ontology annotation, molecular function: oxidoreductase activity. Gene Ontology annotation, cellular component: cytoplasm.
AUGUCAGAUCCAGAUCCUAUAACUCAAUUCUGCGAGGCUCUUGCUGAAAAAGCAUCGCGAGAUCCGGGGUUGCCAGUGCCCAACCCGACACCAGCAUGUUGGCAAAGCGAGCCCCAUGAACUCGCAAACCACCAGUCUGCAACGCUGCCAGCUGAGCUGGAUGUUGCAAUCAUCGGCUCUGGAAUAACCGGCAUUAGCACAGCAUACCAUCUGCUGCAGCAACAGGCGAACCUCCGAGUCACCAUCCUUGAAGCACGCAGUCUCACGUCAGGGGCUACGGGUCGAAAUGGUGGACAUUGUAAGGAGGAUCCGUAUGAUGACUAUAUAGAGCUAAAAGAGCUCUUUGGCAAGGAAGGGGCCAAGAAGAUCGUCAAGUUUCGGCUUGCUCAGCUGGAUGCAAUGGUGGAAUUGGCCGGGAAACUGGGGUCGGAUGCUGAGAAGUUGAGCCUACUAAGACGUGUGGACAGCUUGGAUGUCUUUUAUGAUGAAGAUUCUUUUGAGCGUGUCAAAGAGAAAGUUGCGGAUUAUCUUGAGGAUUUUCCAGAGCAGAAAGACGUGUGGCUAGUCCACGAGGGAAGCGAUAUGAAUGAGAAAUUCGGUACCAUCAAUGCUGCUGGAUGCAUCACAGGUCCAGCCGGUGCUCUCUGGCCAUACAAGCUGGUCGGUGCUGUAACAACGCACAUUUCAAACCGAGAGUUAUACCCGAACGUGACAAUUGAGACACACACCCCCGUUGAGAAUAUAUCUACAACGGAUCACACCGAUUACCCAUUCGUGCUCAAGACCUCUAGGGGUGACCUCAAGGCAACACAUGUCAUUCACUGCACAAAUGGGUUUGCGGCCCAUCUACUCCCAGGGCUUAGGGGGAAGCUAUAUCCCAUUCGCGGGCAAAUGACACGACAAGCUGCCGCACCGGCGUUUCCGCGAUUGGGGGACCGUCGUUCAUGGAUAUUGCAUUAUAAUUUGGGUUAUGAUUACGUUACUCAGUCGCCUAAUUCGACGGGCGAUAUCUACCUCGGCGGUGGCUUCCUGAAGGCCCUCGUUACAGGCCAAGUAUCAGUUGAAGAUGCCGAUGUUGGUAGUAUCAGAGACGACCUACAAAACGAAACAGCGCUUGCGACGAUUGAAGUUGCAGUUCAAAAGCGACUACAGCAUGGGAAUGGGACGCGUGUCGUGGAUAGGUGGACUGGCAUUAUGGGGUUCACAAUAGACAACAACCCAAUCGUCGGGAAGAUUCCAUAUGAAAUAUCUGAGAGGAAACCAGCGUCGGGCAAAGGCAGGGAAUGGAUAGCCGCAGGGUUUUGUGGUAACGGUAUGGUCAAUUGCUGGCUCACGGGAAAGGCGAUUGCAGAAAUGCUUCUGAAGGGAGAGGAUGCAGUGGAGGACUGGUUUCCCAUCGAGGAGUACGCAUGUUCCCCGGAGCGCCUGCAAAAGACGGCGUUGGUUGAUAGAUUUUUGUCGUUUGUCAGAGACGGUGUUGUGUGA